GGUAAAUCACAUAUAGUAGAAAUAAAAUAUUUGAAAUUUGACCUUUAAAUAAAUAUCCUAAUCUACAUUACAAAAAAUUGGACAGUCAAUAAUACAGUGGGAAUGGAAACAAUAAUAUAAUUUACUUCUUGUUUACAUUACUAACAAAUAUGAAUACUCAUUGCUUGAAUUUAAUCCCCCAGUGCCUACAAUUGCACUUCUAUUUACCAACUGGUGUACACAAAUCCAAUCCAGAAAAUGUACCUAGAACUGGCGUAGCAAGUUAUCUGUAUAGCCAUCAGAAGCCAUGGGAGGGCAGCAGUUUGUAUAUUUUACAAGGUACAGUGUAAGUAUACCAGAUCAUAGAGAAAAGAAGUGAGAAAAAUACUUUAUCAUCGAAAUGAUGAUAAAUUCUUUUUCAUAAACUUUGUUCUUAAGUGUUCAACAUUGCAGUUUCAUUAGGUGAAAUUCAUUCUUUCACUAAUUUAAACCAGCUUAUCACCUUCAAUUUACUUACCCUAAAAAGCAGGUUCAUUACCAUCACUGAAGAAUCUGUUGCUUGCUAACAAAUUUUCAAUACACAGUUCAGGAUAACAGUUCCUCCUAAAACUGUUCUGGUGCAGGAGUUGAUGGACUGUGUUAUUUAAUAUAAUGAAAACCAACAGUUUUAGAAGUUCUUGUCAUAUCACAAAAUAUCCCCAGCUACAUAAGCACAUGUGUAAAUUUAAGCACAUAAGUCUUAAUGUAUUCAAUGGAAUCCAUCCACAUAUUUACAGCUACAUCUGUUAAAGUAUUUGGGGGCCUUAGAGACGACCCUAAGUUGCAAUGGCUUUCCUUCUGCUCCCUGUGUAAUACAAACACAAGAUUCUAUAGGGAUGAAAUCCUGACCUCAAUUAAGUCAAUAAAAGUUUUGCCAUUAAUUUCAGUGAGGCCAGGAUUUCACCCAGGGAGGAGAUUAGGAGUAACUUGCUUUCUGAAACAAAUCAUAAUCAUUUUGCAUCAGUCCCCUUUUUGACCAAAUACAUCCCACUAGUGUAUCUCUAAUUCUGCACAACACAUAUAUAAGUAUUCCAGUGGCAGAAAACUAAUAUUAAAGAUGACAAGUAUGCCACUUUACAAAGCUUUAGUUAAAAGCACAUGAAAAUCAGUAGGAAAUGAUAAACCACAACAAAAUAAAGGUCAGUUCAAUGAUAUUGAAAUUGAGAUAGUUAAGGUCACAAUACAUAGAAUAAAGAAACUUUUGUUACACUUUCUCAUAGAUUAUUUAAAUUAUAUUCUUUAAACAGAGUACUCAUAGAGAGCUAAAAUGUUCUUUUUGACUAUUAGGAAGAGGGAGCUAGACUACGAAUAUUUUUUUUUAUUUAGGUUGUGUUAUUGAAUGUUUUUCUGAUUAAAAUACAGGUUGAUUCCUGGAGCCAGAACAAGUACUAGUUAGCACUGUGCAGCCUUCUGCACUAGUCCUACAAAUGUGCCCACCCCGGAUCCAAUUUAUUGCAGUUCUAGACUCUUACUGAACAAGCAAUAUUAAUUGUUUGGAAAUAUGUUUUGCUUUUGGGGUAUUGUCCUGUGCCAAUUAAAUAGGUAGAGUUCAUAAAGCUUAUUACAUAUUAUUAUACUACAUAUGUGACCUACUGUAGGCCAGACUUGAACAGAGUCAUCCAGAUGCUAGAAAACUAGUUUAUCUAACAUUCUGCAAAGAGUCCAAAAAUCUCUUUUGCAAAAUUACACUGAGUAUGGCAAAAAGCUAGAGUAUGGAAACAAUUCAGCUGGCCAAUAAAAUGGAAUGUAAAACCCAAGAAAUUAGCCAUUGAAUAAAUGGAUAUCAUUGAAAAAGGCACAGAAAUUCUUUUUUUUCUUUAAAGUCAUUUUAUUAGUUUCAGUGAGUUUAUUGUUGGCUCCCAAUUGGUUACAAUUUACAUCUAGUUGGCAUGGAAUAAAGCUAAGUUUUGUAUUGGAGAUGACUGCUUAGUAACAGAUGUCUAAUGUUUCCCAACACAUUAAGUUCAUUUAUUAGCCAGCUCAGUAAAACUAAAUAAUAGGGUAAUUACAAAUUUCUGUUCUUGUGUCAUUUUCUCAUUCUUUUUUGAGUGCCUGAGUGAUUAAGAUUGUGGUGACUCUUGAUACAUUUCAAGCCCUAUUUAAAUUUUAUUUCAAAGUAAUUCUUUGUGUUUUUAUGCAGCAAUCUGUUAGUUAAAUAGUUGGAACGUGGACAUUCCAACAUACUAUGCAAAUGGCCAAAAGCUUUUCUCACCACAGCCUCCCUGCAUAACAUGUGUUAUACAAAUACUUACAGCUUGAUUCAGUGACUACUGUUUGAAAAUAAUGGGAAAUUCUGUGCAAUGGGAUUUCUGCCCAGUGACCAGCGACAGGUUGGGGCCUCUUGACAACUUUUUUUUUAAACAUAUAACUUCAGUUAAUACUAAAUGUGGUAUAAAAUUAGGACACUGAUUGGAACUCUUUGAAUUUUGGGAAGGAGGUGGUUUGGAUACAAGACCAAAACCUGCCAAAACAAGAACCAGAAGAAGGCUGAUUUCUAGUAUUUGUUUUGUUUUCUGAGAUAUCAAAAAGAUAACCAUUUUCAUGAGGGUUCAGAAGAAAUAAGGUGGCAAAAUUGCUUCUAGGCAGAUUUGCAAAAAAUCUUAGUAGAACAGCUCAUGAGAUUUUGUCACCGUCAAAUCUGAACUAUAGCUUAUGUUUUAUUUUCUGUCCAUCUCUAACAUAAAUGGACAUUAAACAUCCAAGGCAAGGAGAUUAGACGCCUAAAUGUUUGCAAAGACAAGGGGAAUCUCUCCUAUUAAAAAAGUGAGGUAUUAUCUUUAUCUAAGGAAAAAAAGAUCUUGAGGGAGUUAGGCAGACAGUUUCCACUGGAAUUCAGUAGGUGUUGAUUGCCUAACUCCCUUCAUCUCCUUUGAAAAUUGCUGUCUAAAUUCUUGAAAAUGCUUUAAAAGAAGAAGUUUGGUUGCUUUGCAUGGAUAACUUGGGUUAUAAGGCAUGUUUGGUUUUUUUCCUCCUAUCAGCUGAAUACUUUGGUGAGAAUCCAUGUUCGCUAAGAAUAACUCCCCCUUACACAUUUGACACAUCAACUUUUUUUUGUUUGAAAAAUUUCAAUCCACUUUUUUUCCUUUGUAUUUUCACUUGCAUUUUCAAGGCCCUCUGCCAGGUGGUUCUAGGAUCAGAAGUGGAAAUGCAUAAAUAACUUGAGAAAGGUUGUUCUUGAAAUAUUUCUUAGCCCAACUAAGGAAAGAAGUACCAGAAAUCUCAAUAUAGCCAAUUUCUUUCAAAUUCACUGAGCUGCUAUCCAGGUCCAAGAAUUUCUGAGCAUUUGAAUAUGGUUCAGAUAAGUAUUCAGACCUUUGAAUACUGAACCAAACUUCAGAACCUCUCUGUGGCUGCUCAUUGUACCUCUAUACAUUAAUUACUUUAUUAAAUUAUAUAACUAAAUAUUAUUUUUAUGGCUGUCACCAACCCUUCCAGAGGUCAAAAAGGAUCAUGGCUAAUUCAAACAAACCUGGAGACCUUAUUUACAUGCCAGAUAUCUAGUGUAUAACCUUCUCCCCUAACCUACCUCAAACACUUCUGCCAUGCCAGCUGGAGAAAGAUUUUAGAAUCUCUGUCAUGGAAAUCAUUAAGAAAUAUGACCAGAACUUGUGUGUAUAUUUUUCCAAGGAGAUUCAAGUUACUUCAGAUUGUACAACACACCAGUUAUCACUAGAACAUGAGUAAUACACAUCUCACUAGCAUUUCAUCCUGUCCCUGCUGGGUUGGGUUUCCAAGGACUUGGAUGUCUCUGUCAGCAGCUGGUUCUUUGAGCUGCCCAAAACAAGACAUGUCUGUGUACAUACAUUAUUUAACUUUCAAAUGUAUCUGUAUUUCAUUGAACUGCCCUCCUAAUCCUUUAUGACUAAAUGCACUUUGGAGAAUAUUUUUGGAAUUAAGCAAAUUCACUAUAGAAUAACUCAUGUAACAUGUAGUUGGUAAAAGUAUAAGAUACUGCUUCUCUUUUACAUGAAAUUGAGAAAUCUUAUUUCAAUGUUGUAGACAGAAUGGUUUGAAUGUACUAUAUUUGCCCAUUGUCUGCCAUUAGUAGUAUGACUGAAACUGUUUCUGAGAGAGUGCACACUCCAGUAUCAUUCAGUUUUUGGUUUAGAAAGCAGCACACAAUCAAAUUAAUGGAUAAGAAGAAAGUAGAUUGAAGUCAUAUCCUUGGUAUUAAGGGCAACUAGGAUAAAGGGUUGAUUCCUAAUUUAUGGCACGAACAGGCAUGUUUUCACUCUGAUAUUUUUGUUUAAAUUACAUUAGAGAUUUACUGCUAGGUUUUUCCAGUGUUGAGCUAUAUGACUCCUGUUAAAGUUAGCUCUACAGCUAAAACCCAGUGCAAAUCUUUUACUGUUAGAAGUAGGGGCUAAAUUUUCUCCUUAGAUAUGUAGGGAAAGCGUUCCAUGGCCUGUGGGCCAAUCUUUUUUUAACUGACAUCCAGGAAAUCUGAAGUAACUGACUUCAGUGAAGUUACUCCAGACUGACUUCAAUUUUUUCAAGGAUUUACAUGCACAUAUAUAAGGGCAGAAUUUGGCCCUAAAUAAUUUUCCUUAAGAAAUAGAAUAGGAUGAGAGUCUCCUUCUUUUAUUGGAGCUUGAAUGGGAUUAAAGUUUGACCUUUACUUUUAGGAAUGAAACAGAAUUAGGGUGUAAUUAUCAUUGUUGGACCAAAUAGGAUUGUUGUCUGGUCUGUACGCUUUCUUUUACAUAUAUUUUUGUUUCAGAAUAUAUAUAAUUCAUUUCUUUCUCUUCUAUAAUGCCCCUGACAAAGUAUCUGGCACACUGUACAAAAUUUGCUUUGCAGUCUUCCUUGAACUGACCAUAGAAUACCAGGCUAUCUACCAAACAAAAUUAGCCAAAAAGAAGAAAAAUUAAAUAAUGCAUCGUAGAAGCUUAAAAAUAUUUUUAAUUAACUUUUUUUUAUUAAGACAGAAAGCCCAAUUUAAAAGCUGUCAUUAGAGCAUCAAUUUUUGUGACUCUCUACACAGAAAGAUGAAGGAUAUAUGCUUGCUGCAAAAUGCUCUUUUGUACUGGAGGUUGUAAAGGGGGUUCAUGGAAUACCCAAGAAUCAGAAAGAGCACCUGUUCAUUUGUACUCUAUUUUGGGAUGUUGGGGCAGGCUUUCUCCUCUCAAGUGGAAUUGAAUGAACUGUACAAAGUUUAUGCAUCACUUUGCAGUCUUUCAGCAUAAAAGGCAUUAUAGAAAUGAAAACGAUUUAUUCCAUGUCUUUCCUAUGCAAAAACUGAUCAUGGAGGCCUUAACAACACUAGAAAAAAUGCACUUAGCAUGUCAGAUCCACUGCUUCCUCAGCAUUGGGGAAAUCCAAUCAAGUUUCCCAGGAUUGGGGAAGAGGGCUGGACUACCUGAUCCUAAGCCUCCCUGACAUCAUGGGUUGGUCAGCAUGGCACUCCCCAAGUGCAUAUCACAUGUCCUAUGUUGUGGAAUAAAUGACUUGGCUUAAUGCAUAUAGAGCUCCUCAUUUGAUAAACCCAGUCACCACAUUGUCUUGCUCCUUCCCGCCGCACCAUUACAAAAUGAGUUUCCACAGGUACGGGACAGAAUCAGGAUGGCUAAUGUGGUGCUUUAUGACUUGGAAAUGGGAAGCAUUCCAUCAGUUGGUUCAAUACUAGGGUGCAAAUCCUUGACAGGAUCUCAGCCCUACCAUUACAUCUAGAAACUAUUAAAUGUAGCAAAUCAGCCAAAAGAGCCUACAACAUUAGAAGUCACAAACUGUAAUAUAUUUAUAGUUUAAAUUGGUCCAGGCAGCCAGACUGAAGUAACAGCUUUCCUGACUGGAUUGCAACUGCUAAUAUAAUUUGUUCUUUGUUAUUUAGAAAUAAGGAGAUUUAUAAGUAGACCUUUUAUUUACCAACAACACUUAGUUUUUAUGUUGCCAGUUUAAUAUGCACAUCAUGGCUAGUAUAAAAUGAUCAAUAAGCAGCCAUGUCAUGCAAGGUUAUUCCAAGUACUAAACAGACUCAGCACUGAUUAGCUUCCAAUAUCAGAUGCAGUCAGAAUGCUAUGGCCAUAGGCUCAAGGUUAUUGAGAGAAUCUGACGCCAUUAAAAAUAAUAAAGCAGAACUCAACUAAUUUGUUAUCAGAAACCACAAGAUAGGAUUGCCUUGUAUUAUGUUUUAAUUUGGUCUUUGUUAUAUAUGGCCACUCCAAACUCAUUCCCUGCCCCCAUCCCUCUUUUUCUGCUCCUCUGUUACCUUGGAACAGGUCAACUGCUGCUUUCCCUGCCCUCACAAUGUCCUUUCACUUUUAAAAAGAAUAACGAAUGCUGGUUUGAGGGGAAUAAGGUGGGAGUAAAUCAGUUACAUUCCAUUAUUGAAUUAGAUUAGAUUAUUCAGUGACAGCCCUGACAGUUUAGAUAGAUAGAUUAGCUACAUUAAAAAGAUAGGUGGAUGGAUAGGUGUAUAUGAUCAUCAAUAACAUUAUGACAUUUUAUCAUGACUGUAUUAUCAGAAAAUAUUAAAACCUUAUCUGUAGUGAGCCAUGCUUACUUGUUAUGUUAUCAUGAAAUAGUACUUUGUAGGCUAUUUGGAUCCUCUAAAUGCAAAAUAUGGGCAUAACAUUAAAUAUUGUAUAUCGGUAAACUCACUAAACAAUUCCUACCCUGCAUGCUUGUGUUCAUAAUCUUGUCAACAUUACUUUCACAUACAAUUCUGUGUUCCUGAAGGUCAAAGGUUGCAUUUGACUAUGCACAUGCACUGGGGACUUUUUUGGCAACUGAAUGCCCCUUGUCCAAAGUUUAUUAAGCGGGUGGAUCCUGUUCAUCCAUCUGCCUUCUGAGCCUUCUAAAAAUACCAUAACCCUCAACAAGGAGAUAUUUUAAGGGAUUCAUAUUCACAACUAUAUUUGUGGGAAGCUUAUUUUGGCAGGCUUGCAUGUGUCAGAUUUGCAUGCUUGCAUAGUUAGUGCUUUGUGAACUUUUAUUGCAAGCCACUUGUACACAGGCUAAGGAGAGAGCUUCAGGACUGUCGGAUACUAGGUGGGAAUUUCUGCUCUAAAUAAGCUUAUAAAUAUAAAAGAAGAGAAGAUACAUUUUUAGGAAUGUUAAUAUGUGUCUGAAGUCAUUCAUUUCAGACAUUUGCAUGCCAGCCCUCAGCUUAUUGGAUCUGAUUUCAUAUAACUUGGCUGGGAUUGCUCUCCAGGGACCUUAAUGAUCUUGCUACUUUCAAUAAACAUUUAUAGAAACUACUGCCUGUGGAUAAGGGAAACUCAUAUGAGAGACUUUAUCUUCCAGAAAUACUAAAAGGCAAAACAGUCCUCAGCAGAAGAUUAAUAGGAAGUGUCAAAAUGUAGCAUUCAAUUGAUAACUGGAAUUGAAUUACAGUACAAAAAAUUUGUUUUAUAGACACACAGUAGAAACUUUGAUUUUCCUACUUUGGGGGGAAAAUGCAAAUAUAUGUUAUACUUUACAAUUGAGACCAACAAAACUAUGAGUGUGAACAAACACAGACUUUGACACAAGAUGGAAGUUAAACAGAUAUGAAGCUGAAGCUGCCUUCUUCGCCAACCUGAAACUGUCUGAUUUCAACAUCAUUGACACUCUUGGAGUUGGAGGUUUUGGACGAGUUGAACUGGUCCAGUUGAAAAGUGAAGAAUCCAAAACAUUUGCAAUGAAGAUACUGAAGAAGCGUCACAUAGUGGACACAAGACAGCAGGAGCACAUACGCUCAGAGAAGCAGAUAAUGCAGGGGGCUCACUCAGACUUCAUUGUGAGACUAUACAGGACAUUCAAGGACAGCAAAUAUUUAUACAUGUUAAUGGAAGCCUGUCUAGGUGGAGAGCUUUGGACAAUUCUCAGGGACAGAGGUUCAUUUGAAGAUUCUACGACCAGAUUUUAUACAGCAUGUGUAGUGGAAGCUUUUGCCUAUCUGCAUUCCAAAGGAAUAAUUUAUAGGGACCUCAAGCCAGAAAACCUCAUUCUAGAUCACCGAGGUUAUGCCAAACUGGUCGAUUUUGGAUUUGCAAAGAAAAUAGGAUUUGGAAAAAAAACAUGGACUUUUUGUGGAACUCCAGAAUAUGUAGCCCCAGAGAUCAUCCUGAACAAAGGUCAUGACAUUUCAGCAGACUACUGGUCACUGGGAAUCUUAAUGUAUGAACUCUUGACUGGCAGUCCACCUUUCUCAGGCCCAGAUCCCAUGAAGACCUAUAACAUCAUAUUAAGGGGGAUUGACAUGAUUGAAUUUCCAAAGAAGAUUGCCAAAAAUGCUGCUAAUUUAAUUAAAAAACUAUGCAGGGACAAUCCAUCAGAAAGAUUAGGGAACUUGAAAAAUGGAGUAAAAGAUAUCCAAAAGCACAAAUGGUUUGAGGGCUUUAACUGGGAAGGGUUAAGAAAAGGCACAUUGACACCUCCUAUAGUACCAAGUGUUGCAUCUCCGACGGACACAAGCAAUUUCGACAGUUUCCCUGAGGACAAUGAUGAACCGCCACCUGAUGACAACUCAGGAUGGGAUAUAGACUUUUAAUGUAUUUCUCUUACCUGCUUCUGCCUUGCUGAAGACAGCUUCCUGAGACAUGGCUGCCAGCAAAACUGAAGGAAUUGGGGAGGAUUAGUGCUCGGGGUCACCAUGAUGCCUUGAUUGAUGCUGCUACAGUAACUACAGUGGCAUUAGGACUUAUUGCUUAGAUGACAAUAGUGCUCUUCACAUGUUUUAUGUUUGAACUUAUAAUAGCAGUUGACAUGGUGGUCCUGAAGCAAGCCUUUUCACCAGUAAAGAAAUAUGUUUUCUAUCACUGCAAUUAUCUUGCUAUGCUCUAAUUAUAAUUUGAAAGAUAAUAGUGUAAGAUACUCUUAAAGCCAGUAUUUUACAGCUAGAAUUAUCAGUAGGAUCAAAUAGUAACUUAUUAUGUACUAUAGUUAUCUAUGGUACAGAAUGUGGGGUACUCCCACACUUCAGAGUGAGUUUGUAGGGUCUUUUACUACAGGCCAGUGUGAAUACAAAGGAGGACCACAAAACUAUAGGUCAAUGAGUUCAUGUCAGAGCAGUGCUAAAAGUUGUCUUUUUUUCAAGCAGUAUUCAUGACAAGACUGAAUGUUACCUUUCCUUUUUCUUUCUGACAGAUUUUUUAAACUGAUACAACAAAAGCACAACUGCUACAGAUUCUGUUGAGAACUGUUAAGGCAGGUAUGGGUCGGUUUUCGCAUACAACUGAGAACAUGAUGUAACUAACAUCUUUAUUUUUCUUUUGGUACAAUAAAUAUUUGCAUGAAAAAAUCAUAAUUAUUCAUUCUACAUAUUUAAAAAAAACUGUGCUUAAAUAACGGUCCUAGAAAUAGAAUGACAACAACCAACUGGUCUUAUUAAUUAUUAGAAAUAAAGACUGAUCUUAAAAUAACCCUUAGCUUUUAGAACCCAAGGAGGAAAAUCUCAGACCCAUAACAUACUGUAUAGGUGCUAUGUACGUCUUUCAUCUGUGAAUAUAAAUGUUCAGCAGUCAAUAAACAUUUCAGAGAUAUGUAGCAAGAGACAUCAUCUUUAGUGAUGCUCUAAAAACAGAGAAUCCUUUAAGUCUCCGCAUUUGCAUCUUCUCUGCUUUCACUCUGCAGUAUUUGGGAGCCAUCAUAGUAUUCUUACUUUUCCUGCUUCUUUAAAAAUAUAUCAAUACCGAGGCAGUUUGCAGAUGACCUGGCUGUAUUUUUUAUCACUAUAUUUCAAAAUGUAAAUAAACCAAUGUUUUCGGUUACAAUACAGUAUUAUAACAAUGAAUCCUAAUACUCUGCCUGGAAUAAUGGAUGGGAUUCUGAUGGGAUCCACAUAAAUGGAAAACUAAUGUGAGAACAACACAGGUCUACUGUAUUUGUGUGAGAUCUGCUGGCACAUAUAUUUGCAGUACACAGACACUUCAGUGAUUAUCCUGAGGUGCUGCAACGGCUACUAUCCUGAGGUGCUGCAACAACUACAGCACAAACUGCUAUAAAAAAGAGAGGGGAAAAGGAUACUAUAGGCCUGAAUUCUUUUCUCACUUACUUCAACUGCUUUUACAUCACUGUAACUCCAGGACAUCAAUGGAGUCACUCCUGAUUUACAAUGAUGUGAGAAAAAAAAAAUCAAACCUUAUUUGCCAACUAAU
Chrysemys picta bellii (western painted turtle) is the source of this 10097-nucleotide messenger RNA. The record is from RefSeq and is a predicted model, not a curated record. Lineage: Eukaryota; Metazoa; Chordata; Testudines; Emydidae.